UUCCCAUUAUUGCGGCAUAAGUACCUGUACCUUACCGCACGGCUGACGAAGACAUCAUACCUACCUACUUUAGAUUGAGAAAACAUACCUUACUAUAUCUAGUUACCUUACCUAACAUACUCUCCACUCGUGUCACGUUAUUUGCAAGUACCAGCGCUUGCUCUCAUCCUUCAGCAGACUUCAUCCCUCUUCUUACACCCAACAAAUCGUGCCGAGCCUUUGUCUUCCACGCCGCAGCUUGUGUGGCCAUGAAGGGCGCAGCGUUUCCAUAAGUGUCGUUUGAAAUGGAGCCAAGCGGAACCGUGUCUACAGAUAUCGAGAGUAGAGCAGCCAGCUUGGCCAUGCCCUCGUCUCUAAAGCAUACAGCGCAGACCAAAUACAGUGCGAAGGCUGGACAGAUUCUAAACUCCUGCAAACGGAUGGACGUAGAGACGCUGAGGCUACUGGCAGCUUCUGAAGGAGGACUAGUCUCGGACGAGCUUCGCCAGCAGGCAUGGCCUCUGCUCCUUGGUUGCAAGGACCAAGACAACAUUACUGCGAAGAAAUCUGAAUGUAGGCAUUGGAAGUUACUGCCCAAACACCGGGACGAAGAUCAAGUCCAGCUGGACGUGGACAGGUCUUUCAUAUUUUACCCCAAAGACCAAACCCCUCGAGAUCUCGAACUCCGCAAAGCAGAGUUGUUGGACCUCAUCACCGAGGUUCUUCGCCGGCAACCGUAUCUCUCCUACUUUCAAGGAUACCAUGACAUCUGCCAGGUCUUCCUCUUAGUCCUCCAACCAGAAAUCCGUGCACAGGCUGUAGCACGACUUUCUGCGUUACGAAUAAGGGACUUCAUGUUACCUACAUUCGCACAUGCACUGACCCAACUGCACAUGAUUCCAGCUAUUCUCAGCACCGCCAGUCCCAAGCUUCGGGACCAUCUGUCGCUGACCCAGCCCUUCUUCGCACUUUCUGGUACGCUUACCAUGUACGCACAUGAUAUCCAAGAAUAUGGUGAGAUAGCACGUAUGUUUGAUGUCCUCCUUGCACGGGAGGCAGUCUUCUCGGUCUACAUGUUCACUCAAAUCAUUCUGCAACGAUCUCGUGAGCUAUUUGAGACUCCAGCGGACGAACCGGAAAUGCUUCAUUCUAUUCUCUCAAAACUACCAGCGCCUUUGGAUAUCGAGGCACUAAUAGCGAACACGAUCCAAUUGUUCCAAGAUCAUCCACCUGAAUCUUUGAGGAUGUGGUGGUCGAUCUCAAGCUCAAGCGUACUGAAGACCGCUCGUUGGCAUGACCAACUGUCCAGUCAAAGUAUGGAGGAAGGACAGCGUUAUUUUAUGAAGCAGUCCAAAGAACUUGAGUGGGCUGAGCGGCGUAAGCAGAUGCUGAAAACUUUGUGGAAAUAUCGAGGACCCGCCUCUGCCGUCGCGCUAGCUGUUCUUAUCGAGGUCGUUUCCUUCUGGUUGAAGAAAUCUGGGCGCCCGUAUGGGAUCCUCGGAAUGGUAUGGAGACAAUUCUCGGGUCAUCACGGUCACUGAAUUGUUUCAAAUCAAUCUGGACG
This is a messenger RNA of Cadophora gregata, 1543 nucleotides long. RefSeq lists its product as uncharacterized. Gene Ontology annotation, molecular function: GTPase activator activity. NCBI's taxonomy places the organism in Eukaryota, Fungi, Ascomycota, Leotiomycetes, Helotiales, Ploettnerulaceae. The coding region runs from base 285 to 1520 and encodes 411 amino acids. Gene Ontology annotation, cellular component: endoplasmic reticulum membrane. The record is from RefSeq and is a predicted model, not a curated record. The transcript is spliced from 3 exons. Gene Ontology annotation, biological process: positive regulation of GTPase activity; endoplasmic reticulum to Golgi vesicle-mediated transport.